Messenger RNA from Trichoplusia ni (cabbage looper), 3654 nucleotides. RefSeq lists its product as uncharacterized. Gene Ontology annotation, cellular component: membrane. The transcript has a single exon. The coding region runs from base 1298 to 3223 and encodes 641 amino acids. The record is from RefSeq and is a predicted model, not a curated record. Lineage: Eukaryota; Metazoa; Arthropoda; Insecta; Lepidoptera; Noctuidae. Gene Ontology annotation, molecular function: ligand-gated monoatomic ion channel activity.
UUAUUCAAUUAGAUCGACAGUUUUUGAAAUAAGACAUUGCUAGUUUUUAAAGUCAACUGAAAACUAAGCGAAAAGUCGGGAAAGAAACUAUUUUAAUACAUAUAUUUAAUGCGCAUUUUUUGUCUUGUUCUGUAUUAUUUUAAUUUGCAUAGUCUACAAAAUAAACUGAUCCGAUAAUACAAGCUGAGUGGUUAUAAAUUUGUCACAGGUGAUUAUAUUAUUUUUCCUCAUUAGUGUGAUGAGAUUGAAUGUAAAAUCAAUGAUAACAAAAUCAUUCAUUACGACAGAUUUUAGUUGAAAAUAUAAUUUGAUUACAUUGCGGGCGGCCGCACAAAUAUGACGCUAACCAGUUUUAAUUGCCCAGUGAUUAAUGAGCCAGUACGAUACGCAUAAUAAUAUCAGUUAAAAACGCAAUCUGAAACACGCUGUAAGCUACCAAUAACACAAAUUACCUACAUUACAUUUGGAACUAAUUACUCUUUACUUUCAUUCAAUCAAACAUUAAUUUUUAGACACUAAUGUUUCGAAAAUUAUUUAUCGAUAUGAAAAUAGGGCUGUAGACAUGUUAAAUUAUUCCGAGUUCUAACGCUGACGAGUAACUCAUAUCUAUUGAUCUGACAAAUCAAAGUCACCUUGCUUGUCAAAAACAAAUGUCAUUCCUAUACAUUUGAAGUUUAUUUUUCUAUUCUAAAUGUGACAUUGUCAAACUAAUUUGUGGAGAGACGUCAUCAAACGCAUUCCGUUUUUAGCGAUACAAAACAAUUAAGUGGUAAUUUUAAUUGCGUUAUAAAGUAUCUGAUUCUAUUGAAAUACGUUGGUGUUCGUUAACACGACAACAUUAAAGCGAUAAAGCUAUAAAUACUCGCCUCAGAAGAUCUGUACAGCUUUAUGCGGGUACAAAGUGAUCACGUUACUUAUAGGAACUUAAUAAUUAAUUUCGGAGAUAACAAGAUCCUUCAUAUUUACUUUGAUCAUAAAUGUAUAAGAUGAGUUAUGUUAAGAAAAUUACUGAGUUUUAAUUUAUACAUAUUGUGGCUCCAUUACCGCUUAACACGUGUAUAGGGUACAUUAAGGAUAAUGAUUUGUGACUUUAUUAUCAUUCUUUUCUUUAAAUAAAUUUGUUGCGAAUAUUGUUUUCUCCUUUUAUAUUUUGCUUACAACAGCACCACUGAAAAUGUUCACAGUUUAAUAUCCCUGAACUUUAAAGUUCAAAGUUUUUACCCCGUCGCGCAUCGUUGAAUCAGUUCGCCAUUUGUAUCAUUUGUGCAGCCUUCGUGAGCAUUAGCAGCCGACAAAGAUGUUAACAGUUCUUCGUACGAUUUUAUUUUUCAUACAUUUAACUUCAACCAUGAGUGAAAAUCCACUACUAAUGACAACUGGAAAUUCUGGCCAGAUAACAAAAACAGCUGAGUGCGUUUUAAAACUCUCCGCUAAAUACUUCGUUGAGAAAAAGGCAUUAAGUGGCAGCAUCGUGAUAAUCAAUAUCAACUCUUAUACUUCUACAACACAAGGACUAUUAUUGCAAACCAUACACAGUGGUAUCAAAUAUUCUAUUAUGGUAAAAGAUUCUUUUUACCCGCAUGCAAAUGCUUCGCAUUUUCCUGAGAAAGCGAAAAAUUAUAUGUUGAUUUUGGAAGAGAAAUCUGAACUAGAGAGGAAUAUAUUACAAUUGAACAAAUUACCCACUUGGAACCCUCUCGCCAAGGCUAUAGUGUUCUAUCAGUUGAAACAAGACGAAACGGACGUAGAAACCGCGAAGGAGUUUAUAAACAAACUUCGAAAUUAUAAACUUUUUAAAUCCAUUAUUUUCAUUUACGACGACUAUAAUGAUGUGGUGAUUUCUUUUACAUGGAGGCCGUAUAGUCAAACGAACUGUGGAGGUCUAUGUGACUCAGUUUUCGUCUUGGAUAGAUGUACUAAUAAUACGAUAUAUGAGUUUGAAAAACAGCACGAUAUGUUUCCCUCGGACAUGAAAGGCUGCCCCUUAGUAGCUUACGCUGUUGUGUCUGAGCCCUACGUGAUGCCUCCAAAGAAGCAAUUAACGAAUUCUUCAUUUGAUGAUGCCUUUGAGUUUGCUUACGGUGGUGAAAUAAACCUCGUCAAAAUUAUUAGCCACUUCACAAAUAUGUCGUUGAUAAUUAGAACAUCAGAUGUUUUAGAAAAUUGGGGCGUCGUUUAUCCUAAUGGUACUGCGACGGGCGCUUAUAAGGUAUUGAGGAAUGACUCCGCUGACCUAGUUAUUGGGAAUGUCGAAGUUACAAGAAUUCUGCGUAAAUGGUUUCAUCCAACAGUAAAUUAUUUACAAGAUGAAAUGACGAUCUGCGUGCCGAAAGCGGGCCAAGCCGCCACUUGGGAUAACUUAGUUAUCAUAUUUCAAUGGUCAACGUGGGUCGCUACAUUAUUUAGCCUCAUAGUGAUGGGACUAGUAUUCCACUAUUUUUACUAUAGAGAACACAGGAAUGCAACAAAAUGGCCGACUAACUCUCUUCUCAUGACGUUGAGCAUGUUACUAGGUUGGGGCGCUGCCUUUGAACCGAAAAGCCCUACAUUCCGAAUCCUAAUAUUUGCCUGGCUCUGUUUCAGUAUAAACAUGGGGAUAUCAUACGAAUCGUUUCUCAGAAGUUUCUUAAUGCAUCCGCGAUUUGAAAAGCAGAUAAGUACUGAGGCGGAUCUUAUACAGUCUGGAAUUCAGUUGGGAGGUAGAGAGAUUUAUCGGUCUUAUUUUGAGACUAAUAACGCGAGUUCGUUUUAUUUAUAUCGCAAGUACAAUCCAACAACGUUUUCCGAGGGAGUGAGGCGGGCGGCACUGGAGAGAAACUUCGCGGUCAUUUCUUCGAGACGUCAAGCUGUCUACCAGGACCAGAAAUUGGGUAAAGGGGCCCCAUUGAUUUACUGUUUUCCUGAAAGUAAUAAUAUGUAUAAGUACGGGGUGGCUCUGCUGGCGAGGCGCUGGUUCCCGAUGUUGGAUCGUUUUAAUAACAUUAUACGUAGUGUGUCGGAGAAUGGAUUGAUUGAUAAAUGGAUGAAUGAGCUGCUGAUACAUGCUUCAAGUGUUGAAGGUGCUAGUACGAUAGAGCCGCUCGGCAUCCAACACUUGCUCGGUGCCUUCAUGUUUAUAGGUUUUAUGUAUGGAGCCAGCAUUCUAAUCUUCAUAGGUGAGGUAGCUAUAGGCUUUAUCGGAAAACGGUCGCACCAAAAAAAGGCAAACCACGAGAGUUUGUAAAACGAAAAGUUCAAAUUCAUGUUACUAAUAGUUUAAAAUUAUGGUAUUUUAUUUGAAUAAUAUAUUAAAUAGUUUGUAGUCCGGAGAAAUGGAGCGGAGGGACUUCGAUAAUUAUGAAUAUUAAAUUGUAUUGAUAUGCAGUUUGUUAAUUAAUUAGUAAUGCAGUGGUAAAUAUUGUUUGUUAUGAAUCUGUGCACAUCAGCCGGCGGCCAUCGCGCUAUUUGUGGACAUUAAAGAUUAACUAAAUAUAUUGCCAAUGAUCGGCGUAUCAUUACAAGCGAUGCAAUCGAGCCUUUAUUUCUGGCCAAGCACAAUUUUAUGCACUUUAAUAUUUAUUUUAAUGUCUAAACCUUGCACUAGUUACCUUUAAUUCAUAUCACAGCUUAGCAUCUAGCAACGAAACAGUUCGACUCGCGAUCCCGCCGCGUCUG